GAUUAACGGGGGUGAUCUGCUUAAUCCUGUUCAAUGACACCAAAGAGGAGAAGGAGCAGACAAGACCAGAUGGAAGCAGCAAGAUCUUUUCUGUGACGAUAAACAGUUGAAAGGAAAAUGAAGCCCAUCACCUCCUUGUGCUUAUUGCUGGCUGGUUUGUACUUUGUUGCCCAGUGUCAUCAGCGCCCUCACUACCGCAAUAAACAGGAUGACCCUAAAGGAACAUACUACCCAGGACAUAGUUCUCAUGAGGAAGGAGUUUAUCCAUUUAGGAACAAAACCUUUGUCAAACUGAUUCCCAGCAAUGCUGACUUUGCAUUUUUACUUUAUAAGCUGGUCACAUCUGAAGAAACUGAUAAAAAUAUUUUCUUUUCACCCAUAAGCAUCUCUGCUUCCUUUGCAAUACUGGCACUCGGUGCCAAGUCAGCGACGCUGACGCAGAUUCUGGAAGGGCUUGCCUUUAACCUGAAAAAGACUCAGGAGCAGGAAAUACAUGAAGGUUUUUGCCAGCUCCUCCACUUGCUGAACCGUACAGACAGUGAGCUGCAGCUGAGCCUGGGCAAUGCCCUUUUUAUAGAAGAGACACUAAAACCACUGCAGAAGUUCUUGGAUGAUGUUAAAAGCUUUUACAAAUCUGAAGUCUUUUCUACUGACUUUAACAACUCCUCUGGUGCUGAGAAUCAGAUCAACAAUUAUAUUGAGGAAAAGACAAAUGGGAAAAUCAUUAAACUAGUGGAAAAUCUUGAUCCUCUGACAGCAAUGGUUCUUGUUAACUAUGUCUUCUUUAAAGCCCAUUGGAAGAAACCCUUCAGUACCUUAUAUACCAAAGAGGAGGAUUUUUUUGUGGAUCAGAAAACAUCUGUAAAAGUUGACAUGAUGUAUCGCAAGGGUUACUACAGAAAUUACUUUGAUGAAGAGCUAUCCUGUUGGCUGGUUCAGAUUCCUUACAAUGGAAAUGCUGCAGCAUUAUUUGUUUUGCCUGAUGAAGGGAAGAUGAAGCAGGUGGAAGAUGCUUUGUUGAAAAGGACUGUGGCUAAAUGGGAAAAGCAUCUCCAAGACAGAAAAAUACAUCUACACAUCCCAAAAAUUUCCAUUUCGGGUACCUAUGAUGUGAAAAGGAUAGUCAAACAAGUGGGUAUGACUGAUCUCUUCACUGAGCAAGCUGAUCUGUCAGGAAUUACUGAGGAGGCUGGACUGAUGGUGUCAAAAGUGAUCCACAGAGCCUUGCUGAACAUUCAUGAGAACGGCACAGAAGCGGCGGGGGCCACAGUGAAGGAGCUUACCUGGAGAUCUGGAGAUUUUCCUCAUCCACCUCGAAUCAGGUUCAACAGGCCAUUUCUCCUGGUGAUUCUGGAUAAAUACACCCGCACUGUACUCUUCAUAGGGAAAAUCGUAAACCCUCUGAAAAAUUACUGACUGACCAGGGGACAUGCAUUUACACACACUGCUGCUUAAUUUCCUGUGAUCCAGGAAAACAUUUAUAUAUACACAAAAAUGUACCACUGCAUACUACUGCUCAUCUUUCAGACAUUAUCCUUAUAUAUGUCAUUAACCCCUUGAAACACAAGAACUAUUUUCCCUUGUCCAAAAGUCUCUGUGACUUCCCUCUCCCCACCUGCCCUCCGCAGUCUACAGCUGUGUAUAGCUUGUAGUGUUAACAAUUACAAGUCACUUUUCACCUGUUUUGUAAAAAUCUCUUCCUGACACGGCUCUGUAGGGUAUUUGAGAUGGUUUAAAGUCUCCAGAUGAUGUAGCUACUGCUGUGCAUUCACAGUGUGUGUACAGGAGAGCUGGAGAAGGGACACAAGGAAAAAGUGGUGGGAGAUAUAAGUACUGUCUGUUUCAUCCACUAACCUUUGAUGACUAGUUUAAAAUGCAAAAUCCCUUAAUAUUGGAGUGAAUUUCCAUUCAUUUAGUUGUUUUUAACUGAAUAUGGCAUGAAGCUGCAGGAUCAGUGAUUGGGACGCACCAAUGUAAAGGGCUGAUAAAUGCUGUUGUUUCAGCUGUCUCCUCCUCAGCAGGAGCCCUCUUCAUGAAGACAAGAAGGUUGUUUUUUGUUUAAAAGUAAUGUUUCUUCUAGUAAGGAAGGAAGCCAUACCAGUAAAAAUAUGUUCUGUUUUAUCUUUAUAAAAUAGCUGUUAUUGCCAGCGUCCUGAGAUAAAAGUAUGGUGGAGCCAUCCAUGACAUAACACCACUUUCCUUUUUAUGGAUUUCUUGUCACUGUCAUUUCUAAUUGCUCCUGCUGACACCACCUUCACUAUCACACUUCCAGAUAGACUUGUCAGACUGUUGUAGAAAGACAAAUGAAAAAUUAGAAUUCCAGAGAGUUUCUGUUUCCUCACUGGGAACAGGAGUGCUUUCCUAGGGACUGUUAUCCUGCUUUAAAUUAUCAUAGACCCACACACAAAAUGCACCGAAUGUUCUGAGAAGUCACAUUUCUAAAUGUUAAGAGUAGAUUACUGUUAUAAAGUAAAAGUAUACUAUGACAUGACAUUUGUACCUUUUAUACUUAAGGUUUCAUUAGUCUAAUUUAUUGCUAUUAUUUUAUUUUAUAGUAACUCAAUCUACAGGAUUUUAACUUACCAACUACACUAGAUAGUUGUAUAGUUAUGAAGGGAAAGAAACACAAAUCAGUAAAUUUUUUUUUUUUUUUUUUUUUUAAUCAACUUCCUUAGUAGGUCUUAUUAAAAUAUAGACAGCAAAAGAAAACAGUUACAUUACAGAUUGAUUAAAUAUUUUGCUAUAGAAUAGCUCAAACUGGUAGGAAAAAAGUAAAAUAUAAAUGGCAACAUUCUACCCUUCAGUUUCAGAAAAUGUCUGUGAAGAAUAUAAUUUAAAAUUUAUGGUGACUACUUCUAAAAUAUAAUAAUCUUGAUUGGUUUGGAGAUAUUUGUAUUCUUUGACAUUAAAUUAAUGCUAACAAUAUAAGUAAAUUGUAGCUGUAAAUAUACAAAUAUGGAAAAUAAAUACCUUCCCAUUUCUAUCUGCCAGCCAUGUGACACUUGGCAAUCACUCUCAAAGCCCUCCUCAAAAUCAUGUAAACAAAUGAUGAAAAUGUCUUACUCACAACUCUCAUUUAGUCUUUUCAAUAUCUAGUAACAGUUAAUGCUACCACUAAACAUAUAUGGCGUAAUACAAACUGACUCUGCAGAAGGUAAUUUAAAAGUUCUUGGUCAAUCUCAGGACUAACUCAGGACAGUAUGACAAAGUCCAGCUUUGCAAUGACAAAUUAGUCUGUAGGCGAAUACCAGGAGACUUUGUGUUUGCUGUCCCUCACAGACCACAGAUCAAUGGUCUCUGUUUGUUAGCAGAAAAAAAAGAAUAAAUCUAAAGGAUAAUUUGCCAAUCAGCUCUCACUUUGAGGAGUAAGCUUGUUGCUUAACUUGUUUGAAACUGGAUGUAGAUGAACCAAGCUGAAUUAAGAAAUGGACAACAACAAAAUAAUUAAGAAACUGUAGUUGGUAGGGAAUCAUCUUCAAAUGGAAAUAAGGACCAUAAACCUGUGUCUCACCUUGGUUUCCUUCCUGUUUUGACAAAGAUGAGGGAAUGGCCCUCACUGGAAAUAUGCAGCAGAGAGCAAAUUUGUGUGGUAAAUAAUAAGUCCAGAAGGAUUACACAACCUUCCCAAAACCGACAGCCUUCUGGUGGUCAGAAAUCCAGUGCAAGCAUGGUUUGUUCAGGACAGUGUUUCUUCUGUCAGUCUGGAUUGUUUAUUUUUUUGUUUCUUUCCUGGAUUUUUGUUUCUUGGUUUACUCUUCUCUGACUGUGACUUUCAUGAGAAAGAAGCGUCAGAGGAACAGAGGAAGGACUUUCCUUCUACUUUGUCAACAGCAGCUGCUGCUGGUGCAAGUACUGUGGUGUGCCACUUCAAUGUAUUGAUGUAGCUGGAAAAUGGAGCUGGCCUGAUGGCCACCUAAGGGACAAAGCAUCAAGGACAUAUUCUAACCCAGCCUGCACUGAAGCCUACACACAAAUCUGACGUAGGAGUGCGUACAAUCAAGUGCAUGCACGAGCUGCACCCUCGGCACUGCACCUAAGAGAAAUCUGUGAUGGUACUGCUGAAAGCAGUCACCUGUGAAAGCUGUUUUAGGUUAACUGCCAUAGAAGAAUUGCCAGCAGAGCAGAAACUUUGGAACAGCACUUACUGAGCAACUCUCUGAAGAAAGGAAAAUUGUCCUUGUGGGAGUACCAGUAAGCUGUGUCUUUGUGGUUGUAACUACAAAGAAAUUAUCUACAGAAGUGAAAGAAAGUCUAAAAGCAUAAACAAGGAGCUCAGAAAUCAGGUUUAAUCCAUAGUGGAGACACAUUUAACCCUUACCUACAAACUACAUGAAGUUAAAAAGACUUUGGAAUAAAAGCAGCAGAAGUUUUGAGCAGUGUUAAAGAACAUAAAAGAAGGAAGAAGCAAAAAGAAGCAACAUUUAUAUGGGGGCAGUGAGGGAAAUAAUAGGCUUGAGGUAAAUCAAGGAAAAUAACAUAAUUCAAACAGUCAGUGGUUAGUGCCAACGCGCAGGUCUGUCAUUGUUCCCCGUGCUGCACAGCAUCUGCUGCAAAGAAACUAAAGGCGUAUAACACAAGCAACACCCUUCAAGGUCAUGGGAUGAAAAGCAAAAUGGAUAUUCUCUGUUAAAUGUAAGCACUAAUAAGAACCUGUAUUUUUACAACAGUGGAAGGCACAGGUUGCUUAAUGAGAAAAAUUUCUGACAAAGCUGAGGCACAUAGUUCUGAUGCCAGUGUAUCCUCAUCGAACAGGAGAUAUCGUAGAAUCAUACUAUAAUUUAGGUCCUUCGCAAAGUAAUCACCUUUUGAUUUGUUUUCUAAGGUAUAAUGACUAAAUAGUCACAUGUUGUUAGCACAGUCUUGAAACUGAAUAACCUAUUAUGUUCUUGUACUGUAUGAUACUGUUCUUUCUGCAUGCCAAUCUUGGGACAUACUGACAAAAAAGUUAGCAAGGUUUAUAAAGUUCUAGUGGAGAUUGACCCCACGAUACUUCAAGGAUGUUGAAAUAAAAGUCUCCCCUUAAUGACA
Apus apus (common swift) is the source of this 5028-nucleotide messenger RNA. RefSeq names its product alpha-1-antitrypsin-like. Gene Ontology annotation, biological process: negative regulation of endopeptidase activity. Bases 118 to 1416 code for a protein of 432 amino acids. NCBI's taxonomy places the organism in Eukaryota, Metazoa, Chordata, Aves, Apodiformes, Apodidae. Gene Ontology annotation, molecular function: serine-type endopeptidase inhibitor activity. The record is from RefSeq and is a predicted model, not a curated record. The transcript is spliced from 5 exons.